This is a messenger RNA of Perkinsus marinus ATCC 50983, 2634 nucleotides long. RefSeq lists its product as hypothetical. NCBI's taxonomy places the organism in Eukaryota, Perkinsozoa, Perkinsida, Perkinsidae. The coding region runs from base 1 to 2634 and encodes 877 amino acids. The transcript has a single exon. The record is from RefSeq and is a predicted model, not a curated record.
AUGGCAAGGGCUGAUCGUCUGGAUGCUCAUACGACUUGUGCUGAACUCAUGGACUCUAACUUCAACGUGGUUUGCUCUCGCGUUACUUUCCGCUUUAUGGAAGUCUGCAGUGGUGGCAGCGGCGGCACGGCUUCGAUGACUAUCGCGGAGAAGGAGUACGCGAGUAGGCUGAUUGAUGGUAUGGUCAUGGAGGCUGGCUCGAAGCCUCGGAGUGAGCUCUUCUGGCAACGCCUCCUCGACAUACUCCUGUACAUUGUCAAGCAUGCCCUAUGUGAGGCUGUUGAAAUAUCGCAGGUUUACGGUGCAUUUUGUGACCAACUCGUGGGUCAAGACAGUUUGCCUGAGGCGCUAUCGUGGGCGGUUGGAAAAUGGCGUCACGAGAGCGGCGAGGUUGACGACUGGGUUGCCGAGGCGGCCAUCAGAGCCAUUGACUCAGCAGAUGCCUUGCGGUAUGACAUUGGUAUCGAACGAGCCCGACGGCUGUUGAAGCUUGGUGAAACUUCGCGCGCCCGGAAAUUGUCAGGGUUGCUGGACAUAUGUGCGUUGGUUUUCGACCUCUUAUCGUAUAGGGAGUACAAGGGCCCUGGCAUUGGGGGAAAGUUGGUCGGGCAAGCGGUGAACGUCGUGUUGAAGGCGACAGCACCGAAUGCUCGGGCUUCCUUCCGAGACUUUGCGUUUUCUACUCCUCAUGAUAUCAGAAUGCUUCUGGCCACUCACACUCCUGACGAGGCAGCUUUCAAGUUGCUCAAUGCAGUAGUGGCUUAUAAUUCUCAAUCGUUGGGCAACAGUGAGGGCCUGAGGGAACUAAGUGAGAGUAUUAGUUAUCGAUCUUGGUCUCGAGGGGGUCUGUUGCUGGUAUGUCAAUAUAGCUUAUCGGAUCAACGGCUUGCUGAGGCGGUAGAGUAUAUUGAACAGCUCCAGGAGGCUGGGUAUGGCAAUUGUUGGCGACUCGCUGCUGCUGUUAUUCAAAGUGGUGGAGUUGUGGAGAGCGAUGAACUCAAGGAUAUGAGUCGGAUGAUCGCUGAUGGCGCCACGACGUGCAGCGAGGAUGAUGUUUUUGAUGUUAUUGAGGCAGUGAGAGCGACAAGCCAAUAUUUAAAGUCGGAAGCUGGCAUUAAUUUGCCGUUACUCUCGGAUGACGCGGAAUGGGCGGAGACUAUUCCGGACUGGCCACCGAAGAACUUCCAGGAUCUCAAGGUUGACUACACCCUCCCAGGUUCGAUCCUCGGUGGGGGCAUUUUUUCACAGGAGGGCUGUGAUGUGUCUCGACUAGGGGACCUGUGUACGACAGUGAGGGAUAUGCCGCAGAGUUCAGUCUUAUCAGAAUACUCGAUAUCACGGGAUGGUCUCAUCGUGGACGCCGCCAUGGGCCUUCUUGCUGACGAUAUCGAGAUUGCUGGUAUGUUACUAAGGCUUGGGUCUCGUCCUGUGGAGGUUGAUGAUAAGCUGCUGUGUCCAGUUCUGAACAGCGAUGUGAUCUCACUCACCGAUAAAAGGCGCGUAGUGGCUUUCGUGAAGUCCCUUAGUGUUCCGGGAUCUCCACGAGCAGUUAGACUGGAGCUUAUCGUGAAGUUACUAGAGCGUUGUGUGCCGUUGAAGGCCGAGUACCGCUACCUCUCGGUUGCCCAUCUGGCAGGGGAUGAGGACUAUCGGGAGGCUGUAAUGUUGCGGAUAUCACGCCAAAGGGCGGCUGCUCAUCGGGAGGGUCUAGGGGUCAGCGGUGAGCUCCAGAGGGCGCUGGCUGUGCUGGCCCAGCUUGAUGGUGACGAUGAGAUCCCUGAUGAUUCUGACUCGGAGUUUUGCGAUGAUGUGAGCACUCCGUCGGGCAGUGGGGACUGGGAAGGGAUGCUGGACGGCAACGAGGAGGACCUUGUGGCACGACUUGACGACCCUGAAUUCAUAGAAAAAGUCGCUGGCAAUAACAACAGUGUAGAGAGCAACCAUCGUAAUUAUAACAGGACCGUUGCGGUGUUGGCUUUGGAACAGUUGUGUACUCUUCUUACUACUAAUAUUGGUGAUACUACUUGUGACAGUGCUGCGAUGAGACUCCUUUCGAAGUGUAUUGAGCUGCCAGAUUUACUCGAGGAGAGGCUCAAAGCAACAAUCGCCGAGUUGGCAUCGAGGGAAACCCACAGGCGCGAGGAUGAGGAGAAGUUGUUGAACCGGUAUUUCCUGGCGAGGAAAUUACUGGAUAUAGUCGUUUGUGGCGGAGGUCAGCUGACAGAGACAUUGGUACGGUUGCACACGCUGCUGCCAGGCCUCAACGUGAGGCGGCUACCAUUGAGCGCUGAGAGCGUGCUGAAGGAAUGCAGGGGGUCUCUAUCGGUGGUGGCGGAAAUUUGUGUUGUAGUCGAUGGAGUCAUCGGGCUGGGGUUCGAGGCUACCCAGCUGGCUGAACUGGCCCUCCGGCGGAAGAGUGUCUUCGAAAAGAUCCCUGCAUUGUUGAGGCCCUACUUGAGUGGUCAGCUGGAAGGCGACAGUGCGGAGGCAUCGCUGGGGGAAAACGAUUGGGACUUUGACGAAGUCGGGAACGAUGGUGGUUGGGACGACGAGCUGAGGGAGAAACCUGAUGAGGUCGGUGAAGGUGACGAUGAAAGUAUCUUUGCGGACGACCCCGAUGGUUGGGACUUCUAG